AUGCGGGAAAAAUACUUUACGUUCCAAUACUACAUCACUACUGAAAACCUACAGAGAUACACAUUGGCAGGACCAGCUGUGAAGAUGUGGAGCUGGGCUUUCGCUGUUGCUGUCCUGCUGUCCUCCAUCACACUUGCUGACGCUCAGGGCAGGUGUAAUAAUGUGCAGGCAGCAGACAUUGUGUUCCUGAUUGAUGGGUCCUCCAGUAUCGGCCGUGCAAACUUCCUGCAGGUGAAGGGCUUCAUGGCUGGAAUUAUAAAACCUUUUGCCAGCUUUGUCAGCGAGUCGGGGAUCCGGUUUGGGGCCGUGCAAUACAGUGAUACCUCAAGGGUGGAGUUCACCUUUAACACACACCUGACAGGCACUGAUGUCGUCAACGCAGUGCAGAACAUGAACUAUAAAGGUGGAAACACACGCACUGGAGCUGGUCUAAAGUAUGUUUCUGAUAACUUCUUCGACCCAGCCUCCACCCGCGACGUCCCAAAGGUCACCAUUCUGAUCACUGAUGGGAAAUCACAAGACCAAGUGCAGGAACCGGCUCAGAAGCUGCGGAGUCAAGGAGUGAAUGUUUUUGCAGUUGGAGGCCCCGUGAGCGGCUAUGCCAUCCAGUAUGUGCCGCUCUCCGGUCUGGGUCAGCCAAUCAUUGCAGAACUGCGCCAGGAAUCAGUCUCAGCCAGUCAGAGGACUUUCACUGCACAAGAUCUCAGGUCAGGAACAGACUACCUGGUGACUGUCAUUGCCCAGUACCCCAAUAGUGUUGGAGAGUCUGUGUCUGCAAAGCAGCGAACCAGGUCACUACCAGGAGUGUCCAGCCUACGCCUGGUCCAGGCAGGCUACUUCUCCCUCUCUAUCCAAUGGGAUCAGCCUUCAACUCCUGUGCAGGGCUACAGGCUCACCUAUGGGCCACGAGGACAACCAGCGGCCCAGCUGCUGGAGCAGUCUCUGUCUGCAGAUACCUCCUCUGUCACCUUGGAGUCUCUUCAGCCUGACACAGAGUAUGUCAUCAGCUUGUACCCUCUGUUCUCCAGAAAUGGUGCAACCCCGUCUGUCAUCAACUCUCGCACUUUGAGCCUGGAGGCUGUGCAGCAGUUAACAGUGGAGACGGUGUCCAAGGGCAGCAUCCGGGUCAAAUGGAGACGAGUCAGUGGUGCACAAGCGUACCGUUUGGUAUGGGGGCCAUUCACAGGUCGCAGCGUGGAGACUGUGGAGGUUGCUGGUGACAUUGAGCUCUAUACUUUGUCCAGCUUGCAGUCGGAUACUGAGUACAUUGUCACCAUCAUCCCACUGUAUGAGGGCAACACUGAGGGGCCCCGAGCCACAGCCAAAUUCAAGAUAGAACGUCAAGAAGAGCAGGAUCUCAAAGCAGUAAUCACAGGACCCUCCUCAAUCCGCCUCGACUGGAGAGUGAUCCGGUCCGCUCAAGGCUACCGCCUGGAGUGGCAGGCGGGAAAAGGAAGCCCUCUCCAGAGCCUGUCCUUUCCUCAAAGCUCCACCAGCUACGAGCUAACAGGUUUACGACCAAAGACUGAGUACAUCUUCAAGCUGUACACACUGUAUAAAGGCCGCGAAGAAGCCACACCUGUCUCCACUGCAAACAUAGACGAGCAGCCAAUAGGAAGCGUGUCCAACCUGAGAGUGAUGGAGUCACUGGGCAGUACAGUUCGAAUUGGGUGGACAGGCGUAGCGGGGGCCACACAGUACCGGAUUGUUAUCUUAAACACCGAAGAUGGAACAAAGUCGAUCCAAGUUAUUCCUGGAAACCAGACGACCCUUGACCUCAAAGAUCUGACAGUGGGAGUGUCAUACGGCGUCAGUGUCACUGCACUGGUGAGAACGAACGAAGGAGAAACCGUCACCGUCUUCAUCAAACCAGAGCCAGCUGCAGGGAGAGUGACCAAUCUCAGAGUAACAAAUGCAAACAGCCGGAGAAUCCGCGUCGCUUGGCAAGGUGUCACUGGUGCAACAGGAUAUAGAGUUACUUGGAGGCAAGGCAAUAGUGCAGAGGUGUCUCGUCUUCUGGGAGCAGAGUCUAAUUUUUACACAAUAGAUGGCCUGCAGCCGGAUGAGGCUGUGGUAAUCGGUGUUGCCCCUAUCGUUAAUCAGCGUGUUGGCGAAGUCGUCACUGUGUCUUCAAGGACAAAUCCCUCUACUGGAGUGUUGUCUGGGCUUCGUGCCACUGAGGUUUUGUCACAGAGGAUACGCAUUGCAUGGUCAUCUUUUUCUCGAGCUACUGGGUACAAGAUCACUUGGCGCCAUGAAGAUGGAACUGAAACAACACAAACCGUAGCUGCCGAUGUCUCCUCCUACACCAUAGAUGGCCUUCAGCCUAACUCGGCUUACACUGUGCAGGUUUCUGCCCUUAUUGGCUCUCGAGAAGGAAGUCCAGCUAUCCUCAGCGUUAGAACAGAAUCAGAUCAGUCGGUUGUGGGAACUGUGACGUCACUUAAAGUCCAGGAUGCCCGAGGGGAAGUGGUGCGGGUCUCCUGGGUUGGUGUGCAGGGAGCAACAGCUUAUCGCAUCAUUUGGAGGAGAGCCGACGGUGGGGAAGAGCGGAGCCAGCUGGUGGGCCGGGAUGUGAGUUCCAUGGAUCUGGACCAACUCGAUCCUGGGUUUCAGUACGAGAUUCAGGUCAUCGCUUUAGUUGAAAACAGGGAAGGGUUGCCUGUUUCUGUCAGAGUCACCACACCUGGUUAUGUCACCCCACCCUCCACACUACCAACCACAUCUUUACGAGUGACCGAGGUUAACCUGGAUUCUGUGCGGCUGAGCUGGGCUCUCCUUACGGGCGCCACAGGAUAUAUUCUUCACUGGAAAGAGGAGACAGACGUCGGCCGGGGUCUUUCCAUCACGCUGCCUCCGUCGUCCAGCUCGUACCUGGUGACCGGGCUGCGUUUGGGCCGCAGAUACAGAUUCACCAUCCAGCCCACCUUUGCAGGAGGAGUUUCACCUGAGACCUUUGUAGAUGAACGCACCGUGUGUCAGGGUGGCCGUCUUGAUGUGGUGUUUCUUGUGCCUGCGUCCACCGAUCGGUCUGACCUGGUGAGACCUCUGCGGGACAUUGUCACCAGUGCAGCAGGAUCGCUCGCAGCUAUUGGGCCCCGAGACUCACAGGUGGGGGUGGUUGUAUACAGUUUUAGACCCAAAAUCUGGUUCCUGCUCAGUCGUCAUUCAAGAUCUGACACGCUGCUCCAAGAGAUCCAGUCUACACCCUUUGAUGAAAGCCCAGGAAAUAACAUUGGUGAGGCGGUGACGUUCACCCGACAAUACCUGCUGACCCCCUCAGCUGGUCGGAGACCCAGGGUGCCCGGGGCGGUCGUGAUCAUUGCUGACAGAAAAUCUGUGGACAACCUGACCCUCGCAGCCAGCAGUCUGAGAGAUGCAGGUGUGACCGUGCUAGCUGUGGGAAUAGGCCAAGCCGACACGGAGGAGCUGCGGCGGGCUGUGACGGAUCGAAGCCCACAGAACAUCCUGUACGCCGGAAAUGCAGAACGACUCAACUCUGUGCACCCUGAUCUGGCCGACUUGCUUUGUGGGAUUGCCAGAAUCCCAGAGGUCACUCCAGGUACAGAGCAGUGUACCGUACAGUGUCCUCGGGGUGAGAAGGGAGAUCGCGGCGAGACGGGCGAAAGAGGCAGAGAUGGUGCAGAUGGACGCAAGGGCGAGCCUGGUCGUGAUGGUUUGCCAGGGAGGGAAGGCCCCAGAGGUCCUGAAGGACGUCCAGGAACACCAGGACAAUUGAUCCCUAUUGACCCUUCUCAGCGGAUAAAAGGGGAGAAGGGGGAGAGGGGCUUUCCUGGAGUGGAUGGAAAUCCAGGAUUACCAGGAAGACCUGGAGCUCCUGGAAAUGCAGGUGUUCCAGGCUCCCAAGGUCUCCCCGGGGUCAGAGGAAGCCCAGGCGAACCAGGAGGACAAGGCACGCCAGGGACAAAGGGUGAUAAAGGUGAAAGGGGUGAACCGGGUUCCUCUGUGCCCAGUGGGGGUCUUCCAGGGAGGAAGGGAGAGCCAGGCAUCUCAGGAAUACCAGGUAAUCCAGGUCGACCAGGUACCGACGGAGCCAAGGGAGACCCCGGAGUUCCAGGUAAAUCAGGUCAGGACGGUCGCCCUGGAAUCCCAGGAACACCGGGACUUUCCAUUAAGGGAGAUAAGGGCAGCGAAGGAGAGAGGGGACCUCCAGGAGUGGGAAGCGGCGUGGCCAUGAAGGGUGAAAAGGGCUCCCCUGGCUUUCCAGGAACGCCUGGUGGCCCAGGGCCGAGGGGGCCAGCAGGGCCGCAGGGCAGCAGAGGAGAAAAGGGCGAAGACGGUGCUGGCCUACCUGGACCUCCAGGAAAGCAAGGAGAGACCGGGGACAGGGGUCCCCGCGGGCCUGCAGGUGAGAUCGGCGGCAAGGGAGACCGAGGACAGCCGGGUGAGCCUGGGACACGGGGAGACAGGGGGGAGCGAGGGCCUGCUGGGGAGACUGGAGAGAAAGGAGACCCAGGGAAGGCAGGCGUCCCGGGAUCACCAGGCCUGAGAGGUUUACCAGGCCCAAGUGGACCAGCAGGAGAAAAGGGGAAUGAAGGAGCACGAGGGGAGCCGGGCAGAAGCAUGGCAGGUUUACCAGGGAAGAAAGGAGAACAGGGGGAACGAGGUCUGCCUGGAUCAGAAGGCCUGAGGGGGGAAAAGGGGGAGCCAGGGCAAAGAGGAGAGAAAGGUUCUCCAGGUUCUGGAGGGUCAGGUGUUCUUGGACCUAAAGGAGAGCCAGGAGAUCGAGGAUCUGCAGGUCUUAAUGGACGACCAGGAGCCAAGGGAGACCCAGGAGAAGCAGGCGAGAGGGGAGAGAAUGGACGCCCAGGAAUCCCAGGAAAACCCGGCUUGCCUGGAAAACAGGGAGAAAAAGGUGAUAAAGGUGACGAAGGCACACCUGGAGAAUCUGGACUUCCAGGAAAACAAGGAGAAAGAGGUUUGCGGGGACUGCCGGGUCAGCCGGGGCGGCCAGGAGAGAAAGGAGACACGGGAGAUCCGGGAGAGCAGGGGAGAAAUGGCAGCCCUGGACCCGCUGGACCGAGAGGAGAGAAAGGAGAGCUAGGACCUCAAGGGCCUGCAGGGCCACCGGGGAAAGUGGCUGACAUCCAGGGUCAGCUGAAAGGAGAGCGAGGGGAGAAGGGUGACGCCGGUGACCCCGGAGAGCAUGGCAGCAAAGGUCAGAAAGGGGAAGCAGGGACUCCUGGAGCUUCAGGCCUGCGAGGUCCGGAGGGACCCAGGGGGCCGGCAGGGAUAAAAGGUGACACAGGAGAAAGGGGAUCGCCCGGAGAGAAGGGAGACAGAGGAGCAUCUGGCUUAGAUGGGCGUCCUGGUCUGGAUGGUAAACCAGGCUCUCCAGGACCACCCGGAUCCAGGGGUGAUCCUGGGAAGCAAGGCGAUGCUGGAAGAGACGGAUUACCAGGAUUAAGAGGAGAGCAAGGUACCCCUGGUCCUGUUGGUCCUCCAGGAAAUCCAGGAAUACCCGGUAAAGCAGGUGAAGAUGGAAAACCUGGUCCUGUGGGCAAAAUGGGCGAGGAUGGAGUGCCAGGUGAAGACGGGAGAAAGGGUGACAAAGGAGACGCAGGAGCAGCUGGAAGAGAUGGCCGUGAUGGGCAGAAAGGGGACCGUGGUCCUGCUGGGCCCUCUGGCCCCUCUGGACCACAGGGGCCUGUUGGGUUACCUGGGCAGGUUGUAUAUGUAAAAGGUGUUGAGGCUGCACCCAUCCCAGGUCCACAGGGGCCUCCAGGAACGCCGGGUGUGCCUGGAAUUCCAGGAGCGGUGGGAGCCAGAGGUGAGCGAGGUCCUGCUGGUCCUAAAGGAGAUGCUGGAGACCCGGGAGAGGAUGGGGCUCCUGGUAAACCCGGGACAGCAGUGGAUGUACAAAAAGCCCUGUCCGGCCUCGGGAUACCGGUGUCGGAUCUGAAGGUGCUUGUGGAUAUGAAGGACACAGUGGUGUCUACUCCUGCGCAAAAGGGUGACAAAGGAGACAGAGGGGAGCCUGGGUUGAGAGGACCAUCUGGAGCAGAUGGCGCUCGAGGUUUUCAAGGAGAUAGGGGGCCGAAAGGGGAGCAAGGGGAGCGAGGCCCCACAGGACAAAUGGGGCCUCCAGGAAGAGCCACUUUAGAACGAGGACCAGAGGGACCCGCGGGGCCUGCUGGGGAGCCUGGCAAGCCGGGAAUACCGGGCGUUCCAGGGAGAGCAGGGGAACUUGGAGAGACUGGGAGGCCAGGAGAAAAGGGAGAUCGAGGGGAAAAAGGUGAUAAAGGCGACACUGGCCUAAUUGGAUUAACAGGACCAGCUGGCCCUCCAGGUCAAAAGGGAGAUUCGAUUUUGCCUGGUACUCCUGGGCUUCGAGGCCUUCCUGGAGUGAAGGGAGAGCCUGGUGCUGCAGGACCAUUAGGACCCAAAGGAGAGAGAGGUUUUGUGGGACCUAGAGGUGAUAAAGGAGACAGAGGAGAUCCUGGAGAUAAAGGACGCGAAGGUUCAAUGGGUGUGCCAGGGGAACCUGGAAAACCUGGACAGGAUGGGAAACCAGGCUUUCCUGGGUUCCCAGGAGUUCUAGGCAGACCGGGAAACCCAGGAGAGCCUGGCAUAAGGGGACCAACUGGACCCCUGGGUCCUGCUGGCAUCCCUGGUCCACCAGGUGUAAAGGGUAACCAAGGAGAGGCAGGAAUCGGUGUCCAGGGUCCUCCCGGUGCUCAAGGGAGCACAGGUCUGCCUGGACCACCAGGCCCACCAGGAGCUGUCGGUCCACAGGGCCCCCCAGGACUGCCAGGGCAGGUGGGUGAAGCGGGGAAGCCUGGUGUUCCUGGAAGAGACGGGGUUCCUGGUAAAGAAGGAUUUCCUGGGUUACCCGGAAAGCAGGGUAUUGCAGGACCUCCAGGGCUGGCUGGCUUUAAGGGGGAGCAGGGAGACAGUGGUCCUCCUGGGAAGGCUGUGGCCGGACCUGCUGGUCCUAAAGGAGACAGGGGUCCUCCGGGUGUGACGCUGCCCGGUACGACUGGAGAGCGAGGCCUACCUGGAGAGAAGGGCAACAAGGGAGACAAAGGUCCUGCGGGCAUCAAAGGAGAGAGCGGAGUGGCUGGUGAGCAAGGAGAGCAAGGAGAGGAUGGAGCACCAGGAUCUCCAGGGCCUAAAGGAGAUAAGGGAGAGAAAGGUCUUGGACAGCCAGGUCCACUCGGUCGAGUCGGGCCUCCGGGUUUAAAGGGCGAUCCAGGGCUUCCUGGUCCAGCUGGCCCACCGGGCCCCCAGGGGAAGGCUGGAGAUCCUGGACUGCCCGGUGUAAGAGGAGAAAAUGGACAACCAGGGCCUCCUGGACCCCCAGGAGAAAGGGGCCUCCAGGGAUUUGCUGGCCGUGCAGGAAACCCUGGACCUCCUGGUCCUGCUGGGCCUGCAGGGCAGCCAGGCUCUGCUGGUACUAAUGGAGUCAAAGGUGACAAGGGGGAAGUCGGUGUUGGAGUUCCCGGUCCCAGAGGAGAGAGAGGAGAUUCAGGACCCAGAGGGGAGGAGGGCAGAGCUGGCUUGGAUGGGGACAGAGGACCAGCAGGCCCACCAGGGAUUAGAGGUCUUCGAGGAGAAAAGGGAGACGGCGGACUCCCUGGUGAGAAAGGAGAUAAGGGGGACACUGUGCUGGUGGGAGGACCACCUGGAGAAAAGGGCAACAAAGGAGAAACAGGUGACAGAGGAGUCAAAGGUGCUCAAGGAGAAAAAGGGACGAAAGGUCAAGAGGGUCCAACAGGAGAGCAGGGUCAAAGAGGGGAACCUGGAGAGCGAGGAUCCACUGGUUUCCCAGGGGCCAGAGGCCCCGGUGGACAAAAGGGAGAGGCAGGCGAUCCUGGAGUGCCUGGUGAAUCGGGUUUACCUGGGAAAGACGGUCUGGCAGGCCGUAAAGGGGACAAAGGAGAAGUUGGUGUCAGUGGACUGAGAGGAAUCAAGGGCGACCGUGGACCCAAGGGGGCUUGUGGAGCUGAUGGACCCAAAGGAGAAAAGGGGGAUUCAGGCAUUCAUGGACGAUCAGGCUUGCCAGGAAGAAAAGGUGAACAGGGGGACAUUGGACCUGCUGGGGCGCCUGGCACUCCUGGGAAAGAAGGACUAGUUGGUCCCAAGGGUGACAGAGGUUUUGACGGGGCUGCUGGACCUAAAGGAACUCAAGGAGAGAAAGGUGAAAGGGGACCGUCUGGUAUUCCUGGGCCUCCUGGUCCCAGAGGGGCCGACGGGCCCCCCGGCUUGACUGGCCCACAAGGACAGGCUGGUGCUAAAGGCCCUGAAGGACUCCAAGGACAGAAGGGUGAGAGAGGUCCAAUUGGUCCUGCCAUGGUGGGCCCUCGGGGGAUCCCAGGAAUCCCAGGCGAGCGAGGAGAGCCGGGAGACAUGGGACCAGAUGGAGCCAAGGGAGACAGAGGAGAGCCAGGCAUGACGGAGGAUGAGAUCAGAGAGUACGUUCGCACUGAGAUGAAACAGCACUGUGCGUGUGGAGGUUCAGGCCCUGACACUCGGUCCCAGCCCACACUCAGGGCUCGACCUACAACAGAGCAAGAACUGGUACUGAAUGGUGAGAAGGGCCGGGAGCUGCGUGUGGUGGUAAACACCAAUGACCCCGAAUACGAGCACAUCUACUCCAUCGAGGCCCUGGAUGACCCCAUGGAUGACAUGCUCUACUUCUCCACAGAGUCUGCCAAUCUCACUGAAGGCGAGGAUUUUAAAACAAAAGCUGCCAAAGCCGAUUCAAGCAAAUCAAGCAGCACCGCUGGCUCUCACAAAACAGCUGCCGGUCAGAAACAAGUGGAAGUUCCACCUCUGGCCGCAGACAAGUCCAGAUCAGACAGGCCAAAGAGGGCUGUGCAAGAGGAAGGCCUGACAGACCUCUGUCUGCUGCCCAUGGACGAGGGCAGCUGUCAGCAGUACACUCUGCGUUGGUAUUUUAACAACCAGGUUCGAGCCUGCAGGCCUUUCAUCUACAGCGGCUGCAAAGGAAACGACAACCGCUUCCUUCACCUGGAGGAGUGUGAGCAGGCCUGCCUCCGGGAGACCAAAGAUCCUCAACCCUUACAGACGACACGGUGAUUGUGGCUACCUUCUCCUCCGCCACGAGAAUGUUUUUAAAGCUCAUUAUAUUUCAGAUGUCAGUAGUUUUUGUUUAUUUAUUGCCUCUUUACACCCGGUGGGACUUAACACUGUUUUCAAAGGGCCAAGUUACUUCCAAGUGGAUAUUUAGCGAAAUGGAAUCAUUUUUCAGUGUAAUAACAAAUCCUUAUUUAUCAUUCUGACACCAAAAAUUUGUCUUUGUCAAUUUUUAAGACUUCACCGCUGCAGAGCUAGUUCUCUUGAUUAAACAUUACUGCCGCUUUAAGGUACUUUGGGACCAUCAGUUCACGUCCUUCACUGGCAGUAAGAAUAAUGGGUGCAAAUUAAGCAAAGGCAAGAGCACAAAACUCAGUGUAGCGAUUCACAAGCCAAAGUUUUACAAGUAAUUUAAGUUAGUUGAUUUUCUUUUUUCCACCCCAUGUCUUUAUUAUCUUCUAAUUCACAUUUGGACCAGUGAAUUCUGGUCUUUGUGGCCCUGACACUGUUUCACUUUUUUACCUUUCAAAAGUAUUCACACCCCUUGAACAUUUUGCACAUUUUUGUCAUGUUUAAGCCAAAAUCUUUUAAUAUAUUUUGCUAGGAUUUUAUGUAAUGAAUGAACACAAAAUAGUACAUAAUUGUAAAAUGGAAAGAUUAUGAGGCAUGGUUUUAAAGUUUUAUUUAUUUUUUUUUCUAAAUUAAAAUUUUAAAAAUACUGCAUGCAGACUUGGUCUACUCUAGUUCAAUCCCAGCUGUGUGUGUUUUGGGGUAUGCCUCUGCCAGUUUUGCUAGGUGGAUUUUUCUCCUCAUCCUUGUUUCUAAAUUAGCUCAAGCUCAGCCAAAGUGGAUGUAGAGCAUCCAGUGUUUUUUUAAAUCUGGCCAUUGGAUUUGACUCUAUCAAAUAGAGAUGUUCUUGCUCUAUAUGUAGGAGGUUUUGUCUGUUGCAUCAACCUUUGCCCCAAUUUACAGCCUUUUACAGCCUCUAAAAGCUCAAUUAUCCCGUAUUCAUCUCCUUACACUCUGACCAGAGUCUCUGUCGCUGCAGAAGAAAAUUAUCCUCACAUUGUUUUAGGCAUACGGCCACCAGUUUUUCACAAGCAAUCCUAUGAGUAGCAACUUUCUUUUUGCUACCGGUACUCUUCAAUAGAGGACCAAUUUAUGAGCUUAAGGUCUCUGCAGCUCCUCCUGAGUUACCGUGUGCCUCUUGGCUGUUUCUCUGAAUAAUACUAGUCCAGUUAGAAAGAGUUUUAAAACCUAAUCCAGUUUUAAACUUCCUCACCAUUCAUCGCUGGCAGGUCUGCUGUGGUCCGUGGUCUUCGUGUUCGUUUUCUGUUGGUCGCUAACAAACAUCUGAAACCUUCACAACUCAACUUUAUUUAAACUGAGGUCAAGUUACACACAGGAUAACUCUUCAGGACUUGAUAAAGCAAUCAGCUGUUCUGGAUCUACUUAAGAGGAUCAGAGUAAAUGGGACUCAAUGCAAAUGAACACCACACUUCUUAGAUUUUAAUUAAAAAAGACAAUUAUUUGCAGUCUGUGGUUGUAAUGUGGGAAAAUGUUAAAAAGAUCAGCUGCUAUGGAAGAAUUUGCAGAGCACCAUAUAAACUAGGCAUGAUGGAGAAUACAGUCGGAGAAAAGUUGUGAAUUCAGGAACAAAAAGUGAAAUAGGUUGAAUUUUUUUCUGAAAUGAUCAAACUACUGGUAAGUGACUUUGCUGAUUUUGUAGACAGACAUUUGUGGGUAUAAUUUUCUAAAAUUUCAUCCUUCUUUGAGACAUUUAAAGAUGAGAAAAAUGCAGCAUUUCUUUUUCAACAAUGAGGUUGAUAUAAUUGAAUUGCAAAAACUACCCUGUGAUUUUUUUGUUCCAUUUAACUCCUCCCAAGAAAAUUAAAAGGUUUUUUUAUACAUCAUGCCUUAUUUUUUAGAAUUUAUCUUGGUUUUCUCAAUAUAUAUUUUUUUUAAUUUAGUAUUCCAGGGUUAUUUAGAAACAAAAGUCUUUCCACCACCUCAUGUAACUUUGAAAGCUGCAGCUUCAAGCAUUGCUGCAUAAAUCCACCAUCAAAUUGUUCUUACUGUAAAUACUCAAAACGUACCUAGUUUAUUUUCAUAAAACUAUCCAACUUAAGUUUUAUGCAGUUCUUUAUUACGUUCUUGAUAUGAUACUUGAGAACUCAGAUAAUCACGUCCCUUUAGUAAAAACCAUCUAGGACCAAGUUUGAAGAGCUCGUGUGCACAUUUCAUUUAUUUUCUUCACAUUUAUUUUUAUCCAGGGACCAAUAUAUAUGAGGUUUGUCAUCUGCUGUACAUUGUUUAUUUUUCAGAGUUUUCCAGGCAGGUUCUCCAGACGCAUAAAACUCUAAAUUAAACCAGACUAAUGCACCGACACAUACUCUCGAUGUAAAAAAGAGAUGAACAGGACCAAAAUACCCUCCUAUUCUUCACACCAAAAUAACUGUGCAAGCAUGACUAUAUUAUUCUGGGUAUCGUGUUGACAUCUGUUUUAAAAAUGAAGUAUCAAGCACAACAAUUUGUUGUAUAUAUUGGUGUGUUCAUUAUUUCGGGGGAAAGUUGUGUCUAUUUUCAUGACUGCAUGUUUACCUGCCAGAGAAAAGGUGCUAUUUUUAAAGGUAUUUUUAUACUGUGUGUUGAAGGUGUAAGCUUGUGUUUUUGUGGUAAAAAAAAAUAAAUAAAAAUAAACCUGUCGGUGUUCAACUGUGUAUUUCUAAUAAAGCAAAUGUUUCAGUGG
Messenger RNA from Gambusia affinis (western mosquitofish), 11809 nucleotides. It is a transcript of the gene col7a1, whose product is annotated as collagen, type VII, alpha 1. Gene Ontology annotation, molecular function: serine-type endopeptidase inhibitor activity; protein binding. Bases 1 to 9063 code for a protein of 3020 amino acids. NCBI's taxonomy places the organism in Eukaryota, Metazoa, Chordata, Actinopteri, Cyprinodontiformes, Poeciliidae. The record is from RefSeq and is a predicted model, not a curated record. The transcript is spliced from 119 exons.